ACCCUACUACAAAGACCAAGUCACUCCUUAGACUAAAACCACUCUCUUUUCACUUUUUCAGUUUCUCUUUACCAUUCUUUAUAUAUAUACAUAUAUAGACCACUCUUGAAGUUGAAGGUCAUACAUAAUAACACAACACACAUUCCUUGAAACUAUGGAUUGGUUCUCCUGGCUCUCCAAAACAGGUCUUGAGCCAACCUUAGUGUACGAGUAUGGCCUCACUUUUGCUCACAACGAGCUUGAAGAAGAAGACAUAAUAUACUUCAACCACGAGUUUCUGAUGAGCAUGGGAAUCUCCAUAGCGAAGCACAGGCUAGAGAUUCUGAAGCUUGCAAGGAAAGUGAAGGGAAAGAGGCCACCACCACGCCCUGUGGCAAGGCUCAUGGUGGCGAUCAAGAGGACAAAGAGGUGUUUGGCUAAUUACAUCCGCACGUUCAUUGGCUCAUGUGAGGAAGAGUCAUCAGCACUUGUUGUGGUGCCAUCAUCAAGGACAAGGCCUAGUAGAUGGAAGAGUAGUCAUGUGAUGAAGAGGAACAAGAAAAAGUUGGUGGUGGCUAAGCAAGAGAGGCUAUUGCUCACAAAUGGAAGUCCUACUGUGGUGCCUGCUCUUGAUGCUUUCACUAGUCCUAAUCCUAUGGUUUACCAUUUCCAAAAGGAAGUUGAUGAUGAUGAUGUUGAUGUUGAUGUUGAUGUUGAUGAUGAUGAUGGGUACUGGUCAUCAGCUGCUACUGAAGAAAUCAGGUGGGAUACCAUGUUCCAGGAUCUCAAGCCAAAUUGAUGAAAAUUGAAAAUCAAAACUUUUCAUUUUUCUAAUUUGGAUCUCUUUUUCGGGGUUAACUCUAUUAUCCCUCAUUUUUAAUUGCUUGGUGAGAGAUGGGUUUUUUGGGUUCUUCCACCACAUACUUUUGUUGCUGCUUUUUAUUUAUUUAUUUAUUCAUUAGUGGUGUGGGUCACGCGGAUGGAUAACUUUAGCAUGCACCCGUCUGCUUCGGUAAUGAGAUUGUCUACUUUGCUUUUGUAUGUUCAUGUCAUGCCCUUUAGCUUUUUUGAUAGGGGAAAAAUUUGUAUUGGAUUAGCGUGUUUAUGGGGGGAGAAUGAUUUGAGGUAGAUGUUAGUUAUGUUACUGUAGCAACUUUGAAGCCCCAAACAGUUUGGCUUGACUUGGGUUUGUGCAAUGUAAUGUCUUCUUGUUGACAAUACACAUUAACAAAGUAUAUUUAAUACUUGAUACUUACUACUUGGCAAUGAUUAUGGUCUUUGA
Messenger RNA from Cajanus cajan (pigeon pea), 1261 nucleotides. NCBI's taxonomy places the organism in Eukaryota, Viridiplantae, Streptophyta, Magnoliopsida, Fabales, Fabaceae. The record is from RefSeq and is a predicted model, not a curated record.